This is a messenger RNA of Penicillium vulpinum, 324 nucleotides long. RefSeq lists its product as uncharacterized. Bases 1 to 324 code for a protein of 107 amino acids. The transcript is spliced from 2 exons. The record is from RefSeq and is a predicted model, not a curated record. Lineage: Eukaryota; Fungi; Ascomycota; Eurotiomycetes; Eurotiales; Aspergillaceae.
AUGUCAAAUAAGGUACAAGGUACAUUGGGCAGAUGUUGUGCGUGUAUCGGAUACCUGGUCUUGGCGGUAUGUAAUUGUGAUUCCGCCAAAUACGCUAUAUUCUCCACUAUUAGGCGGCAAAUCACGCGACCACUAGCAAUCCUGUACCCGGUAUUUACAACAAGGCACGCGUAUUGCCACGGCCACCGCUUAAAAUCAUUUUUGCUCCAGGAAACUUCCCAAGCGAAAUCGAAACUCGAUCUCCUCUUUCUCGACCUUGUUAGUCUGGCGCUCGCAUAUCUGCAUUUACCUCUCUUACAGCUCUCCACUUCUUCGAUUGACUAG